Notolabrus celidotus (New Zealand spotty) is the source of this 2105-nucleotide messenger RNA. Its product is annotated as apelin receptor B-like. Gene Ontology annotation, biological process: immune response; G protein-coupled receptor signaling pathway. Gene Ontology annotation, molecular function: G protein-coupled receptor activity. The transcript has 2 exons. The record is from RefSeq and is a predicted model, not a curated record. Gene Ontology annotation, cellular component: membrane. Bases 133 to 1209 code for a protein of 358 amino acids. Lineage: Eukaryota; Metazoa; Chordata; Actinopteri; Labriformes; Labridae.
CAAACAGGAGGACUGCCGUGGUGCCUUCAUGGUGUGUGGUUUACAGCACAAGGCCACACAAGAGAGGAAAACAGCAACAGUAACAACAAUCAAUUUGAGACACAGAGGCAAGAAAGAGAGAGAAGAGACAAAAUGGAGAUGGAGCCAACUGAUGGUCCCUAUGAAUACUACGACUACGAGGAGACAGAAAACACCACCAUGUGUGACUACUCCGAGUGGACACCAUCGUACUCAGUCAUCCCGGUGCUGUACAUGCUGAUUUUCAUCCUAGGCCUUUCUGGAAACGGGGUGGUCAUCUUCACCGUGUGGAGAGCUCAGGGGAAGCGACGAGCUGCAGACGUCUACAUCGGAAACCUGGCUCUGGCUGACCUCACCUUUGUAGUCACUCUGCCUUUGUGGGCUGUUUACACCGCCAUGGGCUACCACUGGCCCUUCGGAGUGGCCUUGUGCAAGAUCAGUAGCUACGGGGUCCUGCUCAACAUGUACGCCAGUGUCUUCUGCCUCACUUGCAUGAGCUUUGAUCGCUACCUGGCCAUUGUUCACUCACUGUCCAGCACCCAGCUGCGCACCCGUGGCCACACACGAGCCUGUCUGAUGGCCAUCUGGCUGCUGUCGAGUCUACUGGCUGCUCCAACUUUGAUCUUCCGAACAACAAAAUAUGACCAAACCAGCAACCGCACAUCCUGCGCCAUGGACUUCAGCCUCGUGCUGACAAACAAAGACCAAGAGAUCCUGUGGAUCGCUGGUCUUAGCAUCUCCUCCUCAGCUCUGGGCUUUCUUCUACCUUUCUUGGCAAUGAUGGUGUGCUAUGGUUUCAUCGGCUGCACUGUCACACGCCACUUCAACACUCUGCGCAAAGAGGACCAGCGGAAGAGGAGGCUGCUGAAGAUCAUCACCACGCUGGUGGUGGUGUUUGCCGCAUGCUGGAUGCCCUUCCACAUUGUGAAGAGUGCUGACGCCCUGUCCUACCUGGAACUGUUCCCCGCCACCUGUGCCUUCCUGCGCUUUCUACUCCUGGCUCACCCGUACGCCACUUGCCUGGCCUAUGUCAACAGCUGCCUCAACCCUUUCCUUUACGCCUUCUUUGACCUGCGCUUCAGAUCCCAGUGUCUGUGCCUACUCAACCUUAAGAAGUCCUUGCAUGCAAGCCCUGCCAGCCCUCUGUCUUCUGAGAGGACAGAGGCGCAGUCUCUAGCCACAAAGGUGUGACAACAACUGAGAGCCAAGAGAAACUCUGGGAGAAAACGCUAAACAAUGCAGAACAUUGCAUGUAAUUCAAAACUUGACAGCGACUGGUGCUUGCUCAGAUAUCAGCUGUGGUCAGUUCAUGGGAAUCAGCUUUGCUGCUCUCAGACUCUGUGGGCUGUUGAAGGAAACAGUUGGGCUUAAUGUGUUGAGGUCUGGCCACACACAAACUCCUGCCUAACUUUGAGAAACAUGGCAGCAAAACCGGACCGCCUAACACACGAAACUCAGCAGUGCCAGACCCGUCUUUCUGGAAUAAAUGGAAGUAUUGUUGAAGGACCGCAUGCUCUUGUGUCUCUCUUGGUUCUCUUGUGGACUUACUGUGAAAGACUGAGCUUUGAACUCUGCCCUCAAGGCCUGUUAAAAUGUCUUACUCAUGCAUUUAUCCCUGCUGUUCUUGUUUUCACUUGUAAGCACUUGAAGUGUGAUCUCUACCAAUGUACCCCACCCUUCAGCUCGGUCGGUAGAAUCACAGGCAGCAGUGUCAUGUAUGUGUGUAUAUGUAUAGGAAGGGUAUGCCAGUCAGUAAGAGGUGUUGGAGUCUGAUAAGGGUGUUGUAAGGAGAGACGGAGAUAGUGGGUGGGGGUGGUGUGGGUUGGUGGGGGUAUCCCAGACAGACAGACAGAUGGCAGCUGACAAAUGUUUUCAGGCUGGCAGAGUUCCCAAUUAAAAGGUGACUGCUUUGACAAGUCUGCCUAAGUGUGUGCGUGCGUGUGAGUGUGUGUGAAGGGAUGUCUGAGUGGGUUUGUCGAUUGUCUGAAUGACUUGAUGAUGAUGAAUUUGUUCCUGACAAAUAGAUGAAAGCAUUUUGUGAAUACACAUUAUUUUGAAUCCAUGUUUAUGAUUUGUAAUUAAAAAAG